Contarinia nasturtii (swede midge) is the source of this 1476-nucleotide messenger RNA. RefSeq lists its product as uncharacterized. The transcript has 2 exons. Lineage: Eukaryota; Metazoa; Arthropoda; Insecta; Diptera; Cecidomyiidae. Bases 801 to 1244 code for a protein of 147 amino acids. The record is from RefSeq and is a predicted model, not a curated record.
AAAAGGAAGCAAUCAAAUAUGAGUAGUCUUUGAAUUGGAACCAAUUUUAUUCCAAUAAACGUAAAUAUUUUGAAGAAUGUUUGAUACUUACUUAGGUAAAUAAUCGAUUAUAGUGAUUGAUCAAAAUUUGAAUGUUUUUAUUUGCGAAACGAAUGUAUGUACUACCAUUCCAAAAAUAAAUUCACAUUUGUUAAAUCACAAUCGCUGACCGCUUCACAAAUUCGGUGAAAAUAAGUCAAUAAAUAAAUAAUUGACUAAAAUGUGUCAAAAUGUACAAUAUUUUUUCUAUUGAUUUAAUUAAUCUGUGCAUUUUAUGUCAUAUCCAUAAGAAAGGUGAUUGGAUUUAUAAUUAAUUGAUAGGUGUCAGAAUAAAAUUUAUAAGAUGUAAUUAGCAAGUUAACGUCUGAAUUUAGUCGAGUUGCGUCAUACAAAUUAACUAAAUUUACCUAUUUUCUUCUUUUACCAUUUGGUUUUAUUAAAGUGUACAUAGCGUAUAUACAUAUACAAAUAAUGAUAAAGAAAUAACAAUAAAGUUGUACGUUAAUGGUCACAUGCUCGGAAUCACAUCUAUACUGCCGACGAUUUCGUAUAAAUAUGGUAAAAAUCACACUUUUCAAUCAUUCGGUCUUGAGAUAUUCAAGUGAACAACACAACAUUGAUACAUUGGAUAUUCAAAUCAGGAAUUUGUAAAAUUAAAAAAGAAAAAAUAUUUUACAGUCAACGCAAUCAGGAGAAGAUUAUUUUUAAAAAUUCUACACCGAGAAUUUUUCCGAAUUUAUUUUUUAAAACUUCAACUAAACAUGGAAAUUAUGAAAUACCAAAUGGCUUCAAAAAUUAUUUUCGUGUUAUUAACAAGCAUAAUUAUGAGGGUUUGUUCAAGAAUUUUACCUGAAUCGUCUUCGGUUGAUAUUGUUUUCAUUGCACCAGCCGAACAUCAAGUGAACUUUUUACCAUUUACUGGGAAUUUCGAUGCAGUACACACAAAUUCACACAAUCGUCAAAAGCGUGCAGCAUACGAUCCUUAUGAUGCAUAUUAUUUCUACCCGAAGAGCCUGAAUCAACAACGACCAUCGACAUAUGAUCGUCCAGAUGCCGAUGAUUCAUUCAUCAACCGACGUGAUACCGAUGAUUCGAAUCGUAUUGAAGGAAAAAAUGUACAAAAAUAUAAAUAUACUCCGUUGUUUCAAUACAAAUCAACUCAAUCACGGCGCCGAAAAUUGUUUGUUCCAAAUUUGUUCGGUUAGGACCCAUCCUUAUUUCCCAAAAUAACAAAUAAUCAGUGAAUUUCAAAAAAACAGAAGCAUCGUUAAUAUUUUCUGAGUAAACAAAAAACAUAUGAAAAUUUGUGAAAGUUCAUCGCAAAUUUAGCGUGAUGUUUUGUUUGUUAAAUUUGUGAUAGUUAAUAAUUGGCCUUCAAUUACGUUAUUUGUACGAGAAAAUCUAUUUUACUAUUACUUAUUACAUAUAGACUAAGAU